Molecule: messenger RNA, 1688 nt
Organism: Harpia harpyja (harpy eagle)
Lineage: Eukaryota; Metazoa; Chordata; Aves; Accipitriformes; Accipitridae
Gene: PDGFRL
Product: platelet derived growth factor receptor like
Exons: 6
Coding region: 45-1169 (374 amino acids)
Source: RefSeq, a predicted model, not a curated record
CUCGCCUCGCCUCGCCUCAGCCCAGCGCCCCGGCCGCUCCCGCCAUGCGACUCUGGGUGCUCCUCAGCCUGCUGCUGCUGCAGGAAACGCUGCCGCACGUUAUUGGACAGCCUGCAAGGAGUAAGCGUCCAAAAGAACCUGGGGAAAACAAAAUUAAGCCUGUUAACAAAAAAGUAAAACCUAAAACCCCCAAAAUGAAGGAGAGGGAAUCUGCUGACUCCUCUUUGAAGUCCCAGUCCAUACUGACACAAGUGAUGGAUAAAGGUCGUUUCCAGAAACUAGCUGCCACUUUAAGCCUGUCUGCAGGACAAAGCAUAGAACUGCGAUGUAAGGGGAGUAAUGUUACUUGGAACUAUCCGUCAUACUUAGACACCUUUAAAGACUCCAGGCUCAGUAUAAAGCAGCUUGACAGGUACGGUCAGCUGAUCCUUGCAAACUCCACUGCAGCAGACACUGGUGAAUAUACCUGCUGGCUUCAGCUGUGCAAUGGUAACAAAUGCAGGAAGGAUGAGACUAAAAUGGGUUCAACGUACAUCUUUUUCACAGAUAAAGAGGAACUUUUUGUACCUACCCCCAGUUAUUUUGAGAUUGUCUACCUGAACCCAGAUAAACCUGCGGUCAUCCCCUGCCGUGUUACUACUCCUUCAGCAAAAGUAACUCUACACAGGGAAUUUCCAGCAGAAGAAAUUGAAACAGAUGGAACUGAUAUUAUUUAUGAUGUGAAGAAGGGUUUUGUCUACCAGCACCCUACUUCUGAUCAUAAAGGUAUUGUCUACUGCAAAGCAGAGUCUCAGGGAGCACCUCAGAUUUCCAUCAAGUAUCACCUGCUGUAUGUGGAAGUUCCCAAGGGCCCGCCCUCAACCACAGUUGCAGCAUCAUCCAAUAGAGCAGAAGUCGGUGACAGCGUUCAUGUAAUCUGCACAGUCCUUGGGGAGCCAGAUGUAGAUGUGAACUUCAGGUGGCAGUACCCAGGGCAAGAGUCUGAGAGGCCUGUGAUUAUCCAAAACUUCUGGAGACUGAUAAACAGAGGAACUGGACAUACCACAAGAAUCUCGAAGAGCGUUCUUGUUGUUGAGGAUUUUGAAGCCAGAGAUGCUGGAAACUACAUUUGUAUAGCUCAGAACCUACAAGGAGAAACAACAGUAGCUACUAAAGUUGAACUAAAUUGAUAGGAAAGGCUUCUUGACAAAGAAUGAACUGUAUGUUACUUGACAUUACAGCCAUUUAUUUUCUUUAUUAAUGUUUAAAUGACUCUUUUCAUAUGUCAAUGCAUUCCAUAUUCACUAGCUUGACAGGCCAAAACAGAGUUCCCUAUGCCUAGCAGUAGUCAGUUGUGAGUUAAUAAAACUACUAUGAAGCAUUAAAGUUUAAGCCUGAACAUGCAUACGGCUGCAUAUAUUUAGGAAUAGGUGCUCUUGGGCUUUCCUUUGCAUAUGUUCUUUUUCCUCAAACUCUUUUGUAAGGUUAACCCACUGUACGGUUUGUGCCUUAUUUGUGUAUGUGAGAACUGAGAGGAUAUUAAAUAUCCUCAAAAAUCCACCAAGCAGGUGUAUCUCUUCUGGUGCUGUGCAAUUUAGAGUACUGUACAUGUUUAAAACAACAAAAAACCCAACUUGUUACAGAAUUAGCCAAUAGCAAAUGUUUAUUUUGCAAGAAUAAUUAAAUUUUUGAACAUUAUGAAACCUUCA